Terrapene triunguis (Three-toed box turtle) is the source of this 1886-nucleotide messenger RNA. RefSeq names its product activin A receptor type 2B (gene ACVR2B). The transcript is spliced from 11 exons. The record is from RefSeq and is a predicted model, not a curated record. Gene Ontology annotation, molecular function: activin binding; activin receptor activity; ATP binding. Gene Ontology annotation, biological process: protein phosphorylation; cellular response to growth factor stimulus; activin receptor signaling pathway. Lineage: Eukaryota; Metazoa; Chordata; Testudines; Emydidae. Bases 281 to 1819 code for a protein of 512 amino acids. Gene Ontology annotation, cellular component: plasma membrane; activin receptor complex.
AAAGAAAACUCUUGGAAAGCUCGGAGCAGGAGGAGCCGGGAGCCGGACGGCCACCGAUCUCGCUGUCCUGGCGCUGCAGUUGUGUGCCCCCUCGACCUGGAUACGUUGUUGCAACUGUGAAGGAACUAAAUUCGAUUUUGUAGGAGCCUUAUUUUUUUUUGUUUGUUUGUUGGUAGAGGUUCUCGUUUUCCUCCAACACCCCCUUCGCUCUCCCGAUCUUUUUUUUUUUUUCCUUGGGGGUAGAGGGGGAUACACAAGGGGGAAAACAAAGUAAAGGAAUAUGAUUGCUUCGUGGUUGACUUUCGCCGUUCUUUGUGGAACUUUCUGUGCAGGGCCAGGUCAUGGGGAGGCAGAGACGAGGGAAUGCAUCUACUACAAUGCCAACUGGGAGCUGGAGAAGACCAAUCAGAGUGGCGUGGAACGCUGUGAAGGAGAGAAGGACAAACGGCUCCAUUGCUAUGCUUCUUGGAGAAACAACUCUGGCUCCAUUGAGUUGGUGAAGAAAGGCUGCUGGUUAGAUGACUUCAACUGCUAUGACAGGCAAGAAUGUGUAGCCACAGAAGAGAACCCUCAAGUGUUUUUCUGCUGCUGUGAGGGGAACUAUUGCAAUGAGAAAUUUACGCACUUACCUGAAGUAACUGGUCCAGAAGUAAUAUACGAGCCACCACCACCAACACCCUCACUACUCAACAUUCUGGUUUACUCUCUGCUUCCAAUUGCUGUUCUGUCAAUGGCCAUUCUCUUGGCCUUCUGGAUGUACCGUCACCGAAAGCCCCCCUAUGGGCACGUUGACAUUAAUGAGGAUCCUGGUCCACCACCCCCUUCUCCAUUGGUUGGCCUUAAGCCGUUGCAAUUAUUGGAGAUCAAAGCUAGGGGGCGCUUUGGCUGUGUCUGGAAGGCUCAGCUGAUGAAUGACUAUGUAGCAGUGAAAAUCUUCCCCAUACAGGAUAAACAAUCCUGGCAGAGUGAGAGAGAAAUCUUCAACACCCCUGGCAUGAAGCACGAAAACCUUUUGCAGUUUAUCGCAGCAGAGAAGCGAGGAACAAACCUGGAGAUGGAGCUAUGGCUGAUCACAGCUUUCCAUGACAAGGGCUCUCUGACAGAUUACCUGAAGGGGAAUAUUAUCAGCUGGAAUGAACUCUGCCAUAUUGCAGAAACGAUGGCCCAUGGACUGUCCUACCUACAUGAAGAUGUCCCCUGGUGUAAAGGGGAAGGACACAAACCUGCCAUAGCACACAGGGACUUCAAGAGUAAAAAUGUGUUGUUGAAGAAUGACUUGACAGCAGUUCUAGCUGACUUUGGACUGGCUGUACGGUUUGAGCCUGGAAAGCCUCCAGGGGACACCCAUGGACAGGUGGGAACAAGGAGGUACAUGGCUCCUGAGGUGUUAGAGGGGGCAAUCAACUUCCAGCGAGAUGCCUUCCUGAGAAUAGACAUGUAUGCAAUGGGACUAGUAUUGUGGGAGUUAAUCUCCAGGUGCACAGCAGCUGAUGGUCCAGUGGAUGAAUAUAUGCUGCCUUUUGAAGAGGAGAUAGGUCAGCAUCCAUCCCUUGAGGACCUGCAGGAAGUGGUGGUUCACAAAAAGAUGCGGCCUGCUUUCAAGGAUCACUGGCUGAAACACCCUGGUUUGGCACAGCUCUGUGUUACGAUUGAAGAAUGCUGGGACCACGAUGCAGAGGCUCGGCUUUCGGCAGGCUGUGUCGAGGAGCGCAUUUCUCAGAUCCGAAAAUCAGUAAACGGCACUACCUCGGACUGCCUCGUUUCCAUCGUGACGUCUGUCACCAACGUGGACUUGCCACCCAAAGAGUCUAGUAUCUAAGUCCUGGUUCACUUUUGUCUUUCCAGACUCAGUGGAUUUAAAAAAAGUUUAAAAACCCAACAAACAC